CAAAAAGGGGAAUCAGAGAUUGCAUUUCAUCCAACUGUCGUAGAACAAAAUCAUCAUGUUUUCAAAACGUCUACUAAAGAUAACUCGGGUCUACUUGUCGAGGAUUCAACAAGGAAGUGAGUACAGUUUCAUUUGAAAUGUCAUACAAUAUUUUUGUUCACUCUACAGAAACGAUCACCGGUGCAAUUACGUAUGUGUGCACCUUCAUACUUGGACUUGGGGACCUUACAGCUUGAGCACUUCUUAAAAUAAAAAUAAAAAACGCUUAUAUUUUCUCUAAAGUAAGGAUUAUAAUGAAGAAGAAUAAUAAUUACUACUUAUUUUUUUAUUUUUAAAUUAUAAAGCAGUGACAAAAUGAUUGAUUCAAAAUUAAAUUAUUUAGAGCUGUCGAAGUAACAAGAUCUUAGACUUAGACCCUUGGCCUUGGGUAGAUUUAGAAAAACCAUCACUGAUACGACUGUAAGACAUUUUUGAAAAGAUAGUUUGUAACAAGGCUAAACUCAUUAAUGUUUCCACUCUCUUUCCCCGAAGGUUUCCGUUUUCGAUGCUAUAUGUUCAUUCUUCUGACAGCAUCAGCCUUGUUUUAUUUCAAGUCUCAUUAUCCACAAUCUACGGGCGCCAACGAUAACAUUCCUGCAAAAUCAGCCGCGCGGAACAAAUACCAUCUUAAUCCAAAACACCCUGACAGGGAAUACCACCUGGACGCACUUGUGCGCAGAGAAGCUUCAAAACAUGGGAACCACAAGCCCGGAGCAGCUUCGAGCAUAAUUCAUCUGACAGAAAUAAUUCAGGAAGCAGUUAAGAACUACAACAAUAACAUACUUCGCUUAGAUGAAUCAACAGCGCAAUUGUCAAACGCUGGGAGAGAGGAACAUGAGUCGAUUUCUACCGUACGGCGGGAUGUAAAACGGCCGAAUGUUGAGAGCAAAUCUACGGGUAAAUUGUUAUCGUUAAUUUAAAAAAAAAAGUUUAAAAAUUAAAAAAAAAAAUAUAUAUUAUUUCUGAAAGUUAAAAUGUAUCAACCUGUCACUAAAUGUAGUCAGUUCACACCUCGGAGGAAAUGUCUUAAAGCAGGAUUCAAAUGGCGUCACUGGGGUUGGUAAACAUGUGGUGUUACCCCUCUAGACUUUCUCCACGGUCCCCCGUUCUUGUCUGUCUGCUCUGGUGAUAUCCUUUCUCUGGUGACAACCUUAUCUCGGGGCAACCUCCUCUUCUGGCGCCCUCCUCUGGUUAACGCCACCCUCCUCUGGCUAAUGCCACCCUCCUCUUGCUAAUGACACCACCCUCUGGCUAAUGACACCCUCCUCUGCUUAAUAACACUCUUCUCUGGCGGUACAUUAAUUUUGGUAGCAGCCUGAUUUUAGUAUUUAAAUAAGAUCUAUUCUGAAACCGAUUCCAGAUGAAAUCGUCAAAUUAGCAAUUUUUAGUAAGGUGUGAACCCCCCCCCCACUACUCCGCCCGCCCCCCCCCCCCAAAAAAAAAGAAGCCUCUAAGGAGUCAGCCAGUGUGGUCUUUACAUAGUAUCCCCACUGACGUUACUGGCAGAGUUUUUUUUAUUGACUAUGAUUUAACAAUCUAACAAACUACGUGCGUGUUUAUAAAUGCACCUGAAUUCCUCUUUAAAAGUGUUGCACAUUAUUUGGAGCAAGCGUGCUACACACACAUUAUUUGGAGCAAGCGUGCUACACACACAUCAUUUUUGAGCAAGCGUGGAACACACACAUUAUUUUGAGCGAGCGUGAAACACACACAUUAUUUGGAGCAAGCGUGCUACACACACAUUAUUUUGAGCAAGCGUGCUACACACACAUCAUAAUUUUAAAAAGUUUCUCGAGCUAAAUGUAAAGUCGGCUGUAAGAAUUUAAUUCCUCGCUAUGUAACUUUUCGUAUUACAUUUAUAGAAGUCCUUCAUUGUACUACUAAGACGCAUAUUUAAAAACUAAAAAAAAAUCACACAAUGAAAAUGUGUGUAUUUCAUAAUCAUGUCCCUUUUAAUGCUUUCUUUAGUCUGUUUAUGUAAUUUUUCAGCUCUCCAUUUCAGACCCUAUCCUUAUUUGAAUAUUUUUUUUAAAAAUUGCAUUUGCUUGUUUGUUUGUUGUUUUUUAUUUUAAUUUUGUUUUUUAUUGAUUAUUAUUAUUUUUUAUUGGAAUAAAGGGAUAGGUUCAUGUCAGUUUUCCACAGGGAUAUGAAAAGACACGAUGGCGUCUUUUUGUUUAAACAUUUUGUAUUGAAUUUAAAUGCCUCUCAAUUUUAUUCUCUUGAACAACAUUUGUCCAAAGGGCAUGUCUAUGACGACAGAUUCAUUUGUUAAAAUAACUUUAAACAACUUUAUUUUUAUGUUGAAGACAACAGCCAUACAACGUUAAAAAAAUUAAAAAAUUACGCGUACAAAAUUAACAACGAAUGUGUCAUUUUAUAAAAUCAUGUUUAACUGUCACAGAACGGUUGUUACGGAGGAGGGCUCCGGUCCUGACUUAUCACGAACUGUGUUGACUUAGUUGUGUUCAGUACAGGACCGCUCCUCUCUGUGAUUUAUAUGGUACCCUCUAGGCGUUGAGACAGACAUAAGCACAACGUAGACUUGGACGAAAUGCAACAACUCAAACUCCAGGUGUCCAACGAUAAUGAAAGUGUGUUUAUUUCUAAGAUAGAAGUUCUUCUAGUCAUCUGUCGUCUCCUGGUCUCUAGCAACUAUUCCCUAACAACUGCUCAAUUCUAUCGUAGCUCUUUUCUCUCUCUUCCUCAACUACGUCGUAACUCUGUUCCCUCUUCCACUACUAAUCCGUAGUUCUUCUCUAUCUUCCUCAACUCUACUGUCGCUCCUUUCCCUCUUCCUCAACUAACCUAACUCAGUGAAAGCUCCCUCUUAUAUGUGAUUCUCUACCCCCAUAGGUGGUCCAGGAAUGCUAUCUAUAAACACACCUCUGCCCCCUAAUUUCCGGUCAAUUAGAACUUCCAUUGUCAACCCAAAAGUUAUCAUGCCAAGUCAGGAAGGCCCGAACAUACUAUUAUCCAAAGAAACUAUCCCCACUAUAUCAAGAUGUGAGAGUCUAUUAACCUUACCUUAACCCCAUUAACAGCAGUUUCCUUCCAUCCGAUAAGUUACCUUAACAACAAUGGAGCUCUGUCCUGUACACCCGCCCCCGUCAUUUGUGACAUAAACAACACCACCAACAGCAAAUUUGAAUGGGAAAAAAAAAAUGAUGGUUUUGGUUUGUAGUUGCAACUUCAUCAAGUAAUCUCUAAACCAGUCUUCAUCAUCUGAUUGCAGAAUCUCCAGUGGCUAAUGUGAGGAGCUUGAAAGGCAUUAACUUUGAGAUAUUGACAGACCGUGAGCUCGAGCACCUGCUCUUUGGUUUUCUGUUACACAAUGAGGUAAGCCGACGACCUAACAAUCGUUUAUGGAAGUCCAUCCACCAUCGAAUUUUUUUUUUUUAAAACACUAAAACUAUAUCAUACUAUGAAAAAAAAACGAUCAUUAAAUAGUUAUUCUUUUUUUUUUAUCUAGUUUAAUCUUGUAAGUUUGUAAAAUAAUGUUUGUUGAUUUCAUUUUUUUACUGACGAAAUUCAAAACAAUGUUUGUAUUAUUAUAAAUCUCAAUUGCUGUUUAAGAUCUUGAACUUUAGUACAAUGUAACGUUAAAUUGACAAUUUUACAUAGCUGCAUUGUCUUUUUUCCCUUUUUGGGGUUUUUUUAUAUUGUACUUCCACCCACUUUCUUUCCGCUCCUCUGCACCUUCGUUUCCGAUAUUAUGGACUUGUGCCCACUCUCAUUCGUUUCUUUUAUUUUUAGGUAUAGGUAGGAUGUCCAUAAAUGUGUACAUUUGAUUUUAUAAUUAUAUUAAUGUCUCUCUUUGUACCGAUGAAGGCAUUUACCGGAAGCGUCUGAAUAUGCGUUUCGUCUUAUCACGAUUAAAUCAUAAAAUAGUUGAUUGCAUGCACGCACAGUUUUGGGUCUUAUCAAUUAUCAAUAAUCAAUAAUGGUAUACUCAUUUUUUUUUUAAAAAAAGAAGAUUAAUCAGCUCAUGUUGUGUUAAAGCAUUUUCAAACUCUAUCAUCGCAACUAAAUAUAUAUCUCCUCCGACCAACACCCCCCCUCCCCCCCACCCUCCCGAGAUCAAAUCUGCUUAAAGUGGUGCUGACACAUUUUCUCAACGCUGAUUGAUCUCUUCAAACAGAUCAUGUGCUCCCGGACCAAACGUUUUGGCAGAUUGGCAGAUGGCGGACUAGACUUGUGCGAUGACGUGGGUGUGAGGGUCAAGGACCCGUGCAUCGUUUACUCCAUCGAGACCAACCUGAACCUGACAUUCGAGGAAGCCAUCGCCGAAAAGCUCAAGUGCUCCGUGUCGCUGCUGACGCCCCGCGUACACAAUGGGGCGGUACAGAAAAGGUAACACAUGCCGUAGACAGACGAUUCCUAUUUUGCUGAACUGACCCUGAUCAAUUCUUCGAGCGGUGCUGUCCCACCUUUGUGCCCAAACUCAAGCUCUGCUCUACCACUCUUAUUAAAACAAAAGGUUUUUAAAGAGACAAGGGGUGGUGUUUAGUAAUAUAUGGAUAUCAUCAUCAUCAUUGACAAGUCAUUUAGUCCUUGGACCGUGGGGGCGCCACAGAUGACAUGUGAACCAUCCUCCUCCAUUCCUCUCUGUCUUCGGCACUACGCAAAGCAUCGCCCAGUGUUAGUCCUGUCCACUCUUUGAUGUUAUCCUCCCAUCUUUUUCUUUGUCUUCCUCUUCUUCUCCCUCCUCCUGUGGUGCCCUGCAGUAUUUCCUUGGCAAGCCCUUGUUUCCUUGUUACGUGGCCGUGCCAUUGAAGUUUGCUUUUUUUCACAGUCACCAGUAGGUCAUCGUACUCCCCAAUUGCCUGACGAACCCUUUCUUUCACUGUAUCAUUGGAGAUAUGGUCCCUAUAGCAGAUGCCAAAAAUGCUUCUGAAGCAUCUCAUCUCCAUCGCUUUUAUUUUCCUUUCAAGAUCUGCUCUUAAUGUCCAGGAUUCGCAGGCAUACAGGAAAAUGGAGAGGACUAAUGAGCGCAUCAGCCUGAUUUUGGUGCUGGGGGCUAUAUUUUUGGCAUUCCAUAUUUUCUUGAGCCUCUUUAGUGCUGUUGUAGUCUGCGCAAUCCUGGACAUCAGUUCGGGCUUGGAGCCUUCUUCUGAGACUAUAGGUCCUAGGUAUUUGAAGCGGCCUACAGUCUCUAGUCUUUCCUCCCUGACCUUAAUUUCAAUGGUGAUGCCUGUGGUGUUAUUUGUCAUCAGUUUUGUCUUUUCGGCACUGAUUAGCAUGCCGUAGGACUACGAGGUCUGUUCAGACGCUCUACCAGGUUGGCUAGCUCUUCUUCGUGCCCAGCAAGUCCGUCUAUGUCGUCCGCAAAGCGUAGGUCGGUGAUUGUUCUGCCACCAAUGCUGAAUUUCCCUUCAUGUGCUUCCAGAGCAUCUGCCAUAAUUCUCUCUAGGAAGAUGUUGAACAGCGUGGGGGAGAGCAGGCAGCCUUGUCGUAUUCCAACCUGUGGUGGUCUUCAACCAUUCUCCGAUUUGUUAUAACCAUAAUUAUCGUACACAAGCCAUAGGGUGGUGCCUAGUUACAACCAUAAUGAUUGUACACAAGCCAUAGGGAGGUGCCUAGUUACAACCAUAAUGAUUGAACAUGUUCCCACCCAAUCCAAUAAUUUUGCUCCCAGAAUUAAAGUUAUCUUAAGCUCCUUGUUAAGUUGCCAUUUGGACCAUAUUUUUUUUAGAGAGAACUAAACAAGGCAAUACGUUUACAGAUCAUAUGGACCUUGGAUCACAAUGCGCAAAGGGAAUCGUUGAGGUAACUAUGAACGACCAAUUAUUCUCUACCUUUGACAGAUCAGACAAAAUCACCAUCUACAAUGGCAGACUUUCAACGAGAACGGAGAAAAACGGGACCGCCAUGACCUUCUCGAGAUUUCUGUCCUUGGUGAGACACCAGCGAACCCCCAUUGAUGUUCUCGCGCUGGACUUGAACGGAGCGGAAUGGGACCUCUUGCCGCACAUGUUAAACUCGAAAGAUCUGUUCAGGGUCAGGCAGCUUCUGGUCGAGUUUCACCUUCUGGCCAUCGACCGGAAGUACAUCCUGCCAAAGCUGAAACUUCUCCAAGCGCUGGAGAAGGCGGGUUUCAAAAAGUUCUACACCAAACACAACAGGGUGUGCGAGCUCGUGGUAGGCAAUCACAGACGCAAAGCGCUCUGUUACAAGGUGGGCUUUAUUUUUACAUUUUGAAAAGGGGAGGUGUCAGUCCAAACAGUCGCCUCGAGUGAGAUGCGGGUGCAUCGGUAUCUGGGUUGAUCUAGAUCAGAAGUCUUCAAAGAGAGAUGGGUCUACCGGGACUGGGGCUUUAAAUUUUGAACUUAUUGAAGGUCAUGGUGUGUUGUGUUGUUAUUGGGUGAAAAAUCUGCACUACAGAUUUCCAAUGGCAGGCUUUAAAGUUUAAUAAGGGAAGAGACUGCAAUCUUUAAAAUUGUAAUAGAGCAGCAAACUAUCAUGUUCUAAUAAAAAAUAUAGUCUAUCCAAAUCUUAUUGUAGUGAAUGAUACAGCCUACCGAAAUCAAGAAUGGUCACUUCAGUCUGAAAAAUUGAUUCAACGCUCUUUAUUAAUUGUUGUUUUAACUGAACAUGGCUUCUUUAAAAAAAAAUAAAAAAAUAAAAACAUUCCUAUCUGAGAAUAACAAAUAAAUAUUAGGUGUAAAAAAAUAAUUUACCAUGAGGACUUAUCUUGACAUUGCUCAUUACCACAAGAUGCUAUGUGCAUGAUGUCAUGAUGACAUUUACUUGUUCAAAACUUUGAGAGUCUUUAUUUAGAUUGCUUACACACAAAAGAAAAUCUUGGGCGCUGGACUAAAGUAACGCCUUGUGUAAAACUAAAAGAACUGUUCAACGUUUCUUUUCAUAUCGGAGCAGAAAUGCAGCAUAUAUUUGCUAACAUUUUUAAAUUUUGUGUGUGUGUCUGUGUGUGUGUAUUGGAUAAGGUAGCUUAUUUCGGUUAAAAAUGAAAGAGAAAAAUAUUGAAAUAAUAAAUUAAAGCAAAUGGUAUCUUUAUAA
This is a messenger RNA of Lymnaea stagnalis (great pond snail), 7056 nucleotides long. The record is from the annotation of a GenBank genome assembly. NCBI's taxonomy places the organism in Eukaryota, Metazoa, Mollusca, Gastropoda, Lymnaeidae.